This is a messenger RNA of Caenorhabditis angaria, 8777 nucleotides long. The record is from the annotation of a GenBank genome assembly. Lineage: Eukaryota; Metazoa; Nematoda; Chromadorea; Rhabditida; Rhabditidae.
AUGGAAGUAUUUAAAAGUGUGUAAAACAUUUCAUAACAUUGAAAACUGCAGCUUUGUUUUAUUUUUCAAUUUUCUUCCAAACUUUUUCUUUCAAAAUGCAAAAACUUGUUUCCGGAAGCCAAAUACUUUUUGAAUAUUUCUCAAACUUUCUUGUCUCUUUUUUCUCUAAUUAAUUUUUUUUUCAAAAAAUGAUAAUAAUAUAAUUAUACAAGCUCCGCCCAAUCUCUCUCUCUAUAUAUAUACAUAAAUGUAUAGAUAUAUAUAUAAAUAUAUUGCUCGUUUAAGUCCCGCCCAUUUUUUCAUGCUCCUCGCGCACACACACAUUUUUCUUUUCUUUUUUCACUCUUCGUUUUUUUUCUAAAAAAAAAGAAGAGAGAUGUUUUUUGUUGUUCCAGUUACUUUAGUUUAGUUUUGGUUUUUUGUUUGGUCACUUGUUUUGACACUUUCCCAAUUCUUAAAGAUUAUCCCAUAAUUUUUCAAAGAAUUUGAAUUUAUGAAAUAAAUUCUUUUUGGCCGAUUUGUCUCAAGUCCUUCUUCAUUCGAGAUUUGCUUUGUUUGAGUUUUGAUUGAUUUAAGACGGCAAUUUCAGCAAACGGAAAACGACAAAACCCCUAAUUUUCUGUAAUAAAUUGAGGGGUUUUCGGUUAUCCCGUUUUCGAAUCUUUUUUUUUUCGUAGACGUCAUUCGACGGAAAAAUGAAAGUGCUAAUUGAAAAAUCAAAUCAAAUCAAGCUUGAAAAUAUAUCGAUUUUUUUUUUUUGAUAAAGCAUCUUCUUAGAAUUUUUGUGACGUAUCCGGAAGUUUAAAUCAAAAAAAAUCUUGUCAGUCAACUUCCGAAUGUUGUCAUUGACCAUUAAAAAAUCUAAAUAGACAUGUUUUAUAAAAGGUCAAGCGUAGAAAUUGAAAAUUAGAAUUUUUUUUUUAAAUUCACGUAUGACAAAUUUUCUUUUUUUUUUUUAAUAUUCAUUUCUUCAUAUUUUUCUUUUGUGAGAUGUUUAUAGACUGGUCACUGUAUGUUUUCUCAUUGCCACGUUGUUAAUAACCUUCUUAAUUCUUAACAAAUCCUAUUUUUUCUAGUCAAAAUCCGUUCCUUACCGCAUACUCCACCUUCUUCAACACCAUCUCCAUCAAUGCACCAUCCACAACAGCGUGCAAUAUCAACGUAUCCGGCAUUACUCGAACCAACAUCAUGUCGACGUCGAUUACCAAUGGCACCUGAUACAACACAUCUUCGACGAUCAAGUUCCCCUCGAAUUCUACCAACACCUCCUCCGUUAUCACCUGAAUAUCGAUGUCCGAGUGCAGCACCGCAUUUAGAACGAAGACCUUCGGGAAGACAAUUACCGAGGCCACCAACUGCUGAAUUGAAUAAUUUACAAAAUAUGAUGCCAACAGCAACAACACCAAUUAUGAAUUCAUCACAAUCUUCUUUGUCUCCUGUUUCAUUAACUCCUGAUCCAACUCCAGAUGAACCAGAACAAUAUGAAGAAGAAGAGGAAGAAGUUGAAGAACAACAAGAUGAUUUUGAUCAACAAAAUGAAGAAAUUAUUGAAGAAGAAGAUGAUAUUGUUGAAGAAAUCGAAACAUCACAACCAGAACCUGAAGUUAUUCUAAUUCCACCGCCACAACCAAGAAGAAUGUCAAAAUUCUCAGUGCAUUCACCAAGUAUUGAACAGGUUAGUACAUUUUAUUUUUGAGGAGGGGGUAAAUAGUCCAUUCAUGUCGAUUUUCGGUAGAAUAUACAUAUAAAUAAAUAAGAAGAUCGCUCUUCUUUUCUUUCUUUUCUUUUCUUUUUUUCUUCAUCUAACAUCUUUCAACCGAAUAAUAAUUAGCUAUUCAUCAUGAUCUCAUGUUAUGCUCAUGUUCAUCGACUCGAAAAGAUAUCAAAUUUUGUUCUUCUAGAAGCGUACCCACAAAAAAAGAAAAAGCUAACUUUUUGACGGGGGUUCACCGGAAAAGAUUCUGACAUCAUUUAGAGGAAAAAACAUCCAGCAGAAGAACAGAUCUUUCAAAGUUCGAAAGAUCUUUGAAAGUGUAAUUCGAUAGGGCGUGUUGUUAAUAAUUUGGUAGGAAUUUGAGGAAUGACGCGCACUUUGGAAAAAAGCAUUUUUUGGCAAUUCGUCAUAUUAGCAAAAAAAAUUGGGACAGAAAGAGGGUGUUUUAUUAUUCAUUUGCACUUGGAAUAAUAAUUCAGACACUUUUUGUUUCUUUUUUCUUUUCUUUGAACUGAAGCUUGGCUUCUUGUUGUGGGUGGCAAAAAAAUGAUGAUUCAUCAAAACUUUUUUGAGGCGGUUCCGAAAAUUUCGGAAAUUAAUUUCUAAUUUUAGUAUCUAAACUAGACAAUAGCGGAAGUGAAUGUGUUUUCUGUCGUUCACGCCUCAUUGUCAUUUUUUUCCAAAGAGUCUAAAAUAAAACACUUUUAUUUUCCAGUCGAGUAGAUACAUUCAAGCUUUCCCGCAAACGCGUCAAAAAUUGAAAUUCGAGAGUUUUCAUCCAUCCGCCGCUCGCCUUCUUUCGCUUCUGCUGCUCAUUUUUUAUUGAAGUGAGAGAACGAAAAAAAAUCCCAUUUUGAAAAUGGAUGGAUAGAUGGACUAACUACUCUAGCACAGGCAAAAAGAAAGCAAAAGCAGCUACUCAUCUCUAAAUGGGUCCAUAUGUGAAUGUCUGUUGUGAAUGUGUUGUAUGUGUGUGUUCUUCUUAUUGGAUUGUCGAAAAUGAAAGAUUUGGAGGUUCACAAAUCGCGUUUGAGUGAUGGCAAUUUUUGACUUUUGCAAAGCGCGGUGUCGUUUUUCAAAUUGUUGAAAGACCAAAUGAAUCAAAAAAACAAAGAAUAUUCAAUGUUCUAAAGCUAGUCUAAGCUAUGAUUUGAUCAGGGGUGCAUUUUUAAUCAGGCCAGAGAAUGAAAUUCUAUGUGAUCCGAAUUUCAGAACUUUUUGUCGGAUUCCGAACCUACAUAUUUUUCCAAGUCUCAACCUUUUCAAUUUUCUGAUGUGAUUUCUAAUUGUUUUUGUUGGACAAGAACGGCAGCUGAAAAUUAAAUUGAACUCUGUAGUUGUAGGCGUCAGAAAAAUUGUUGUGAUUUUUCCCCCAAAAAACAUUUGCUAUGUGGUAUUUUUUUCGUAUCAUUUCAACUCAAUAAUUUUUGAUCACAAAGCAUGAGAAUACCGCAUAACAACACAAAACAAAACAAAAAACCUAGAUCAACAAAAACAAGAUUAACAUACAAGUGUUCUCAGAGAAGAGGAGCAUGAUAAUAAUAAUAAUAAUCGAAAUUCUCGUCAUCAUGUUUUCUUUUCGACGAAUUAAUUUCCCUUUGUACUUUUGCCGAGAGUUGAAAUAUUAUAAUACGAAAAAAGAACGAACCAGUAGGGAUUAUAAUCAGCCAAGGAUUAGUUGACGACGUCUUGAACCCUCCUUCUUUCUUCUAUUUUUUGUGUCAUUCUUCGAAAUUUGUAGGUGGUGGGAAAUCAUUCGACAAGUACACUCAUUGUUGAUGAAAAAAAAGAAACAAACAAAAUUUUCGGAAGUUUUUUGUCUUCCGCUUCACGCGUGCGCAAAAACAGAUUAGAGUAGAGAAAAAAAAUAUUUUUUGUAUUUUUUGAAAAAGAUUUUGAAGAAUAAAAAAGUACAAUUUUGGUUCAAGUAAGUUGGAGAAGAAAACAAGUCUAUCAAAUAUUUUUCGAGGGGUCUCUUUUAUUCAACAAAACAAGAAAUGGCCUAUUUUGAAUCUGACUUGAAGAAUCAGGCCAGAUAUGAUUAGUCUGACACAAUUAAGAGGAUGUCUGAGUCGCAACUUUUUAAUACCAGUUUCGGGUACAAUUCAGAAUUUUUCUCUCGAUUCACAUUAGAAAGUGGUCAGCCUGGUUCUAUUCAAAAUAUCUGCAAACAUUUUAUGAAUCCGUCCUGAUUCUGUUUUCUCGAGUCCAAUUCAGAAACUCCCGAAAUAAAGUACAGAGAUCUGUUGAGAGCAGACUAUAUACAUUGCUCAGAUUUUUCAAUAACUCAAUUUUUCCCACAGAUUUCCUUUUCUUCUUCUUUUUUUUUCAAAAAUCCAAUUGCAUUUUCCUUCUUCCUUCACAUUUUUGCUUUCCUUUCGUCGAAAAAAUGUUUCAUUACUAGAAGAGAGCAAAAAAAGCAAAAACAAAACUUUUUUCUUCUUGUGCUGAAGAUUUGUAUGUCAGAGCAAUCAUCUCAUCAUGAGAAGAAGAAGAAAAAUAGGAGAGAAGCACUCGUUGGAUAGAAAACACAACUAUUUAGAAAAAAGUAGAGGAAGAAAAAAGAUGGAGAAUGAAAAAAAACGAAUUAAUUCGAGUUUUAUUCGUAGAAGACGGGGCAGGCAAUACAACGCAAAUGAGCAAAGAAAAAAGGAAAAUUAGGAAAAUAAAAAAAGUACAGAAAAAAGAUUAAAACUUUUGGGGGAUCCGAAAGAGGUUUUGAUCGAAGUUUUAUUUCAAAAUUGGAAUGAUGUUCGGAAAAUUUCGACUGACAAUGAGAUAUAGUUUUUGGCUUCAAAAGUUCCUCAGAUAUUCUGUAGUUGUUUUUCUCGAAACUGUUCCUCAAACGUUCGGUUAUUCAUAGAGGCGUGAGAACUAUUAUUUGCAAAAAUAUGUGAUUUGAACUUUUGCUGUGUAUUCAUUCAUUCCUUCGACUGACUCAUGUCAUUUUUAUUCUCUGCUUUCACAUCAGAGGAUCACAUUAUAAAUUAUAAAUGCGAAAUCCAUCAUUUUUUACUUCCAUCUUCCUAACUAAAAGAGAAAAACACAUUCAAAACGUUCCGUUUUCUUUUUUCUUGUUUUGCAAUCUUUGUGCCAAAUGAUUUACAUAUUCAGGACACGCAAAGUACAUCCAUAGAGAGAAUACUGUCUGGCUAACGAGACAAAUAGCGAGCGAGCGCAAAUUUCAUUUCAUUUUGAAACAAGAAAAAACAACAAGACAAAAUCAGCGGCAAUUGGGAAAAGGGUGAAAAUUGAAUUUGUGUCACGAAAAUUAGAUAAUUUCGGUGUUUUGACAAAACGGGCGAGACCAAAGGUUUUGGGAAUAUGAAACAGAACACUGCGGGGGAACAUGAAAUAUAUUCUUGACAAAAAUUUGUUUUUCAGAUUUCACGAAAAGCCAGCAAUUCUGACAAUGAUGAUCCGAUUGCACAUGGUUUGGAUCCUUCACUUUAUUCACCUGGAGCUGCAAUUAUUAAAGAAAAUAAUAAUGAGCCAAUUAUUCAUAAAAGUGUAUGUUUUAAAAUAUUCUAAAGAUUUUUCGACACUGGAAGAUUAAAAGCCGUGAUUUCUGAGCUACUCUUGAAUUCAACUUUUGAACUGUUUAGUCCCGAUUUGUUUUCAAAUUCAAAAUCUGUAUUUUGCAGAGCAUCGCUUCAACUUCGAGUCCAAUCCUUCAACGUCCAACUGGACUUGGCCUCCUUCAUUGUAGUCUUCAACAUUUUCCAGUUCGAAAACGUCUACGUGUCAGCAUUUUGAAAAUUGAAGGUUUGUUACAGCAAAAAAUUGAGUUGCAACGAGAUUUUGUCUGCAUCUCUUCAUUUUUCACACUAUUUCAACGCGUCAUUUGCAUUCAAUUUUUCUUUUCUUCAAAACGUCACCCUUUUUUGUUGUGAGAAGAAAAACAAGACUGGAAAAAUAUUUAUGUAUUUAUUUAAAACGGGGUUUGUCUAGAAAUUGAACAAUUUGAACUUUUUCGCGCCUCCCUCACUAAAUUCACAUCAGAAACCAAUUUGGACUUCCGUUUUUUUUUCGAAAAAAUAAAAUAAAUAAUAACUUCUUUUCAACGAAUUGAAGGAAAAAAGGAUUUUGUCGGGGUGUCUUUUGGGAAUUCAUUGACCAACCAAAAUGUUUCAGCUGAGAGUGUUUGUGUAUUUUAUUUUUGGAAGAGAAGAAGCUUGAGCUUGAGCACGGCGAGAAAUAAAAGGGAUCGAAAAUCUGACGAAAAAAAUGAAGAAGAUGAUGAUGAUGUAGAUGAAAAUAUAAUUAAUUCUAACCAAAAAUCUGAUGGCAAAUGAAUUUGAAAAGAAGCCAAAAAAGUUUAGCGAACAUUCAUGCACCGGAUAUUUAAUAUUUCCGAAACUAAUAAUUUUAUAUUUCCGGAGAACAAGAAACUUUUGAAGCAAAACUCACAUUUUUAGGAGUUUGAAAAAGAAAAGGGAUCGCAAAGCUGAAAUUAAAGGGAUCAAACAUGAAAAUUUCAUCUUAAAGUUAAUUAGAUAUACGUGUUGAAAUCAAAUUUUUUGAAAUAUGAAAAAAUACACGUAGUGUUUUUUUUAUAAAGUAUAGUUUUUUCUAAUCAUCAAUUUGAAAGAUAUGAGAAUAUUCCAGAAAAUAGUUCAGAAUUUCCACAUGGCAUGCUUUAUCCCAGAUUUUUUAGUGAUUGUUGAAGAGGUCCCUUCUUCUUAAGACUAAAUUUGUUAGAAUUUAAAAAUUUAGCAAAGUUCGCUGAUAAAAUUUCAUAGUUUCUGAUUUUUCGAUCUCUAGGCUUGCUUGUAAAUUUUCUAAGAAUAGCUCAACAAGAUUCGUCAUUUUGACCCGAAUAUUUUCAAGUAUCUACUGAUGUCUCAUGAUGAUGCAUACAUUCAAACAUUAAUUAAACUCUCUUCGUAUUUUCUUUUCCUUCGACCCACGCCUUUUUUUCGUUUUUCGUUUUCUAGUAUAAAAAAAUUCGUGGCCUUUUUUGUGUCUGGUAAAAAAUGCAAAAAAAGUAUCAAGGGAUUACCAGUUGGCAUGAACCCAAAGAAAAAAGGAAAAAAAUGGACCGAAACGAGCAACUCGUGACUUUUUUCCAACAAUAUUUCUCUUGAUAUAUAUCAGAUAAUAGAAGACAACCCAAUAAUAUUUAUGGGAUUUUUUGUGAGAAAACAAAAAAACUUGCAAAGUUUUCAUGAUUUUUUCAAGCCCGAACAAAAUCAUAAAUCUCUAAAUUUUGGCUUUUGAAAAAUUUAUGAGAUAUAAGUACGAAAAAUCUUCGAUCUCUGAAACAUCAUAUUAAUAUUUUAUGAGCCAUACUUUUUUUGAUUUGAUGAAUAAUUGGUCGGAAAUUGAAUUAUACGAGGGAGGGAAACAAAGUUGUCUGUGAACAAAAUAAAAUUGGAUGAUAAUUUCAGCAUUGGCUGGCGAAUUGAAACCGGAAAUGGAGAUUCAUGCGAUUUGCAAAGUGAGCAUUCCUGGAUUGAAAGGCGGAAAAGAGCAAACGUCGGAAAUGAAAAGAGGAAGAGAUCCGGUUUAUAAUCAGGUUAGGUGUACGACAAACAAAAAACUAAAUAGAUAUAUAUAAGUAGACAAAAACACAUGGAAAACUUUUGAGUUGAAGUCGAUAUUUAAAAAAAUCUUAAAAGAUUUGAGAAUAUGAUGGUGACCUGAUAUUUCAAUCAUAUAAAAUGUUUUCAUAAAAAUGUUCAAAUUUGAAAUUAUUCGGACCAUUGUAAGAGUGGAUCGACUUUUUUUAAUUAAAAAAUAAUCUCGAAAAAUUGGAGAUGCUUUGAUUGGGAUUAAUAAGUGAUUUUAUACAAAAUUUCCGCUGAUUUAACAUUGAACAUAAAUGUUUUCUUUUUUCAGGAAUUCUUCUUCGAUAAUGUUAGUCAUGAAGAAUUGGAUACAAAAACAGUUGUUGUUGUUGCUUGUCAUCAAGGAUCUGGAAAAAUAAUGAAAGAUAUUAUAAUUGGUGAAGCAAAUGUUCCAUUGCGAGAUAUUCGAGAAAUGAAUACGAAAAAAGAAAUUAAAAUUGUAGAGGAAAUUAAAGCUCUUGUUCCAAAGGUAUUUUAAAAAUACCAAUAUCUUUUAAAUUCAAAAUUGUUUUCAGAAAUUGGGAAAGAUUUAUACAACUUCGAUAAUCGAAAAAGAUUCAAAGAGAUUAACUAUAAAUUUGAAAAAAAGUUGAUGAUCUUCCACGUUAUGGUUUGACUGGAGCACCAGGUUAGUUUUAUUUUUUUGGAAAGAUCAAACCAUUAAUUCUGUCUUCUUCCGCCCACAUUCUUUUUUGCCUAUUAUUAUUCCAUACAUAUUAUUUUGAGCCCUCCGGAUCGCAUAAAUAAAAAAUGAGAUGUAUUUAUGUGUAAUCAUAAAUAAAUAUAGCCUGGGACUAUUUUCACAUCAUCAUACCAAAUAUACAUUUAUUUUGAUUUUUCAGAUGUUUGUGUGAAAAUCACGUUGAAUCAAGCGAAUAAAACACAAACAAAAUCAUCGAGGAUUUUGAAAUCAACAACUACUGCUGUUUAUAAUGAAUCAAUUAUGUUUUUGUUUGGAACAGCAAAAAAUGAAUUGGCUGGAACAUCGAUUACUAUUUCUGUUCAUGAUAUGCAAAGGUAAGAUUUGAUUUGCAAAAUUCAAGAUUAGAGACAUGAGUCAAGAUCUCAAAGUUAAUUUUUCAUAUGAAAAGUUCAGCAUUAGAAAUAUUUCAUUUAAAAAACAUUUUAUGUUCUGUUUGCCACGUGUCAACUUAGAAAUUUUAAAUAAUGAUCAUUUUCAUGAGCCCCAAAACCUCGUGCUGCUCAUUUUCGGUCACGUGCCCGGAAAAUUUUGUCCUACUUCGAAAUUCUUCAGUCAAAGUUCGAAAUCACUUUUUUGCAGAUCAUGUACUGGUGAUGAUAUAAUUGGAUGUGCAUAUUUGGGUGUUGGAGCAGUUGAUAAAUCUGAAUCCGAACAAUGGAAAGGAACAAUUGAACAUUUCGGAAAAGAAUAUAAAGGAAAUCAUCAAUUAAAAGCUCCUCGUUCAGCUCCUCCAGUUCAUGUUGCAGAAGCAAAUGAUGACGUCACAACAGAUCCAUUGGAUUUUGAAUAG